Molecule: messenger RNA, 2138 nt
Organism: Paralichthys olivaceus (Japanese flounder)
Lineage: Eukaryota; Metazoa; Chordata; Actinopteri; Pleuronectiformes; Paralichthyidae
Gene: aldh3b4
Product: aldehyde dehydrogenase 3 family, member B4
Biological process (GO): aldehyde metabolic process
Cellular component (GO): cytoplasm
Molecular function (GO): 3-chloroallyl aldehyde dehydrogenase activity; aldehyde dehydrogenase (NAD+) activity
Source: RefSeq, a predicted model, not a curated record
CCAGCCACUGGGGAGGAUGGUCUAAAGUCUACUGUGGCGCUACACGUGAACACUGAAGUUUUGUUGCUCUGAUAAGAAUCAAAGUCAUGUAAAACAUCAUCAGGAGGCUGAGAAUGUCUCACAACGACCACGUCCUCUUGUUCUACUGGAUAAUACGCAUGGGGAAUCAUGCGUAAAUGCGCACGCCUGAGUCUUAUUCUCCAUUGUGCUCAGUCCUUGCACCGUUCGAGAGUCCUCGCGCGAGGUGAGCGGCAUCGUGAGGAUUUCUACAGCAACGUGUUCACAACAACAGUCUGAGCUGUGUCAACCUGGACCUGCGGAAUAAAGCACCAUGAACAACCCGCCAAGCCCUUCUCCUGCCAGGUGGUUCAAGGCGCUGCGCAGGACCAGGCUCGGGGAGCCGUGUUUAAAGACGUACCCUCUGGAGUGUGCGGCUCUGCUGAGACGGGCCAGAGUUGCUUUUCAAGCUGGACGCACCCUCAAGGAGAGCUUCAGACUGGCACAGCUGGAGGCAGUGGUGCAGAUGCUGGAGGAGCACGAGUGUGACUUUGUGGAUGCUCUUGGAAGGGACCUUCAUAAGCCACGGUUUGAGACGGUCGUGUCAGAACUGAUGCUCGUCAAGAAUGAGGCACUUCACGCCAUCAACAACCUGAAGAAGUGGAUGCAGCCGCAGCAUGUGGAGAGAAACCUGUCCACCACGCUGGACGAGUGUCUGGUGGUCAGUGAGCCGCUGGGCGUGGUGUUCAUCUUGGGGACCUGGUGCAGUCCUGUCCAGAUGUGUCUGGUGCCGCUGGUCGGGGCCAUCGCAGCAGGAAACUGUGCAGUCAUCAGUCCACAUGAGUGCACCGCUCACACAUCAGAGCUCCUCCAUCGUCUUGUCCCUUUUUACCUAGACAAUGAAUGCUUCCAUGUGAUUCUUGCAGGCACAAACGACUUGCCUGAAGUUGUGGAACUUAAAUUUGAUCAUGUCUUCUUCACAGGAAGCAAAGAGGAGGGAAGCAGAAUAGCUCAGGCUGCAGCUCGCACUCUCACCCCUUUCACCCUGAUUUUGGGAGGCAAGAAUCCAUGUUAUGUGGACCAACACUGUGACAUCACCACCACGGCACAGCGUGUUGCUUGGGCACGUUUUCACAAUGCUGGACAGAGCCUCGUGGCUCCGGACUACAUCCUGUGCCACGCAGUUGUCAAAGCGCGGCUGGUGCAGGCCCUGAAGUGCUGCCUGAUGAAAUUCUACGGUACUGAUCCCCAAGAGUCCCGCAGCUUUGGCCGAAUGGUCAAUCUGGAGAUCUUUAACCGUACAAGAGACAUGCUGUGGAGAUCUGGCAAGGUGGCUGUGGGUGGGCAGGUGAUAGAAGCAGAGAAAUAUAUUGCCCCGACAAUUUUGACAGAGGUGGCAGAAUCAGACUCCAUCAUGCAACAGGAUGUUUUUGGUCCAGUUCUCCCUGUUCUGACUGUAAACGAUGUGGAUGAGGCAAUAACCUUCAUUAAUAAGCAAGCGAAACCCCUCUGUGUGUAUGCAUUUUCCACCAACACUAAGGUUAUUUCGAGACUAAUGACUGAGACUUCCAGUGGAAGCUUUUGCUCCAAUGACUGUGUCCUGCAGAGUCUGAUGGUGGCUCUGCCUUUUGGUGGAGUAGGUGCCAGUGGAACGGGCUCCUGCCAUGGCCGCUACAGCUUCGAUACCUUCUCCCACAGGAAAUCAUGCCUGCUACGAAGCAUUCAGUUUGAGUGUGUCACCUAUCUGCGUUAUCCACCCUAUGAGGACCGCAAUCUGUCUCUAAUGACAUGGGCCAGCACCUUGUCCCAGAAGAGCCAGGGCUGGUGCCAGAUCCUGUGACUUUAUGUGGGAGGGCGGUGACACAACCAUGUUGAAAGACAAGCUAGUGCCCUCUAGGUUAUUGUAUUAAAAUGAAUGAGAAAAAUCUGCAUUGUAGUUUAAUGUCGGUGUGGAAUUGGAACUGACAAGAAAAAUUGGCUAAAUUAUUUAAUUAUUCUCUGGAGAACAACAAUAACUGUACAUCAACUACAAGCACAUAUUUGAGGACUACUAACUGUGAAAUUAAAUAACAGAAAACCAGUAUGUUUGUAUUAGCUGAAUGGUUAAUAUUUUCCCACUGUUUAGUUUAUUAUGACCUACA